AUCAAAACAUGGGGCAGGCCAUGAGACCCCAAUGACCAUCCCUGCAUUUUUUCGGGAGUCAGUCAGCCGAUUUGGGGCCUACCCGGCCCUCGCAACGAAGAACAGUGAACGGUGGGAAACUCUGAAUUUCAACCAGUAUUACGAGGCCUGUCGGAAGGCGGCGAGAGCCUUGAUCAAGCUGGGCCUGCAGCGUUUCCAUGGAGUUGGCAUCCUGGGGUUUAACUCCGUCGAGUGGUUUAUCGCUUCUCUUGGUGCCAUCUUAGCAGGGGGUCUUUGUGUUGGUAUUUAUUCUACCAACUCUGCGGACGCCUGUCAAUACGUCGUUACUCAUGCCAAAGUGAACAUCCUGCUGGUUGAGAAUGACCUACAGCUACAGAAAAUCCUUUCGAUUCCGCGGGGCAGGAUGGAGACCCUAAAAGCGAUCAUCCAGUACAAGCUGCCAAUGAAGGAGAGCAGAGAUAACCUGUACUCUUGGAAUGAUUUCAUGGAGCUUGGUCACAGCAUCCCCGAUUCCCAGCUGGACCAGAUCAUGGAAAGCCAGAGGCCCAAUCAGUGUGCAGUGAUCAUUUAUACUUCUGGGACCUUAGGCAUCCCCAAGGGAGUGAUGCUUAGCCACGACAACAUCACGUGGACGGCCAGAGCAGCAGCAAAGAACUGUGGCCUGUCUACUGCUGCACAAAAGCAGGAGGUGGUGGUCAGCUACCUCCCCCUCAGCCACAUUGCGGCUCAGAUGAUGGACAUCUGGGUCACCAUGAAGAUCGGGGCCUCCACCUACUUUGCUCAGCCAGACGCUCUCAAGGGCACCUUGAUCAAUACUCUGCAGGAGGUAAAGCCUACUGCCUUCCUGGGGGUGCCCCGAAUCUGGGAGAAGAUGCAGGAGAGGAUAAAGGAAACUGGCGCCAAAUUCUCAAGCCUGAGGAAGAAGGUGUUUUCAUGGGGAAGAGUUAUUGGCUUCAAGAUCAAUACAAAAGGGAUGUUGGGGACACAUGAUACUCCCAUAAGCUACCGCGUGUCGAAGGCCCUCGUGUUCAGCAAAGUCAAGAGUGCCCUUGGCCUUGAUCGCUGCCACUCUUUUAUCAGCGGAGCCGCACCCCUCAACCAACAGACCGCUGAGUUCUUCCUAAGCCUGGACAUACCCAUAGGCGAGAUGUACGGUAUGAGUGAAAGCUCAGGGCCCCACACCGCAUCCAGCCGGGAGAGCUACAGGAUUCAAAGCUGUGGCAAAGUCAUGGAUGGAUGUAAGAACAUGCUGUACCAGAAGAACAAGGACAGCAUAGGGGAGAUCUGCAUCUGGGGCCGGCACGUCUUCAUGGGCUAUCUGGAUAUGGAAGAUAGGACCAUGGAGAUCAUUGACGACGAAGGCUGGUUACACACCGGGGACCUGGGCUACACAGACAACCAGGGCUUCCUCUACAUCACCGGCCGCAUCAAAGAAAUCCUCAUCACAGCCGGCGGUGAGAACGUGGCCCCUAUUCCCAUUGAGAACCUGGUUAAAGAGAAGAUUCCCGUAAUCAGUCAUGCCAUGUUAGUGGGAGAGAAGGCAAACUUUCUAAGCAUCCUGCUGACACUGAAGUGUAAGAUGGACGGGAUAACUGGAGAGCCACUGGACGAGCUAAGCUCGGAGGCCAUCAACUUCUGCCGGAAACUGGGAAGCCACGUGUCCACCGUCUCUGAGAUUUUGGAGCUGCAGGACCCCCUGGUCUACAAGGCCAUCCAAGAGGGCAUAGAUGCCGUGAAUGAGGAAGCCAUCUCCAAUGCACAGAGGAUCCAGAAGUGGGCCAUCCUGGAGAAGGACUUUUCUGUCCCCAGUGGAGAGCUGGGUCCGACGACAAAGGUUAGGAGACAUUUUGUGGCCCAGAAAUACAAAAGGCUAAUUGAAAGCUUCUACUACUGACCUCUCUGGCGGAGCAGCUCUCGGCUGUCCCAACGGGUCAUGGCGAGCCGUGCACACUCCUUCUUGGCUGGCUGCCAAGGCUGUUAGCUGUUCCUCCUGCCUUUUCUACUCGUCUCAGAGAAGGAGCGGAGCAAUCUUCCCAUCCAGGACCAGGUUUUGCUGUUAAAAUGCUCAAAUGUUUCCUAGCUCAUGUGGAGGAGGCCUUUUGUUAGGAACGUUCGUGGGGGGAGAGUGCUACUUGCCAGGAGCCCAAGGAAUGAUGCAUGCUGGCCCAUCGCAGAUGGUAAGGGAUGGGGUCUUGAAAAACUCCCACCUACCAACCCCUGUCCUCUCCCCAAGUCUCAACCACAGGAGCUCCCAUAACACCAAGGGUCCCUGAUAGGUUUGUGGGAACCCAGCUAGAUGCAAGAGCGUUGGCACAACAAAUUCUCAGUUGUCCUAAA
Messenger RNA from Lynx canadensis (Canada lynx), 2337 nucleotides. Its product is annotated as long-chain-fatty-acid--CoA ligase ACSBG2-like. NCBI's taxonomy places the organism in Eukaryota, Metazoa, Chordata, Mammalia, Carnivora, Felidae. Gene Ontology annotation, molecular function: long-chain fatty acid-CoA ligase activity. The transcript has 13 exons. Bases 32 to 1894 code for a protein of 620 amino acids. Gene Ontology annotation, cellular component: endoplasmic reticulum; membrane. The record is from RefSeq and is a predicted model, not a curated record.